Messenger RNA from Knipowitschia caucasica, 759 nucleotides. The record is from the annotation of a GenBank genome assembly. NCBI's taxonomy places the organism in Eukaryota, Metazoa, Chordata, Actinopteri, Gobiiformes, Gobiidae.
AUGGCGGGGCACGGGACAUGGCGGGUCACGGGACAAGGCGGGGCACGGCACAUGGCGGGUCACGGGACAUGGCGGGUCACGGGACAUGGCGGGGCACGGGACAUGGCGGGGCACGGGACAUGGCGGGGCACGGGACAUGGCGGGGCACGGGACAUGGCGGGUCACGGGACAUGGCGGGUAGGAGCGAGCUACAGGUUGGAGCGAGCUACAGGUAGGAGCGAGCUACAGGUUGGAGCGAGCUACAGGUUGGAGCGAGCUACAGGUAGGAGCGAGCUACAGGUUGGAGCGAGCUACAGGUUGGAGCGAGCUACAGGUAGGAGCGAGCUACAGGUUGGAGCGAGCUACAGGUUGGAGCGAGCUACAGGUUGGAGCGAGCUACAGGUAGGAGCGAGCUACAGGUUGGAGCGAGCUACAGGUGUGGAGCGAGCUACGAUAGGAGCGAGCUACAGGUUGGAGCGAGCUACAGGUAGGAACGAGCUACAGGUAGGAGCGAGCUACAGGUUGGAGCGAGCUACAGGUUGGAGCGAGCUACAGGUUGGAGCGAGCUACAGGUUGGAGCGAGCUACAGGUAGGAGCGAGCUACAGGUUGGAGCGAGCUACAGGUUGGAGCGAGCUACAGGUUGGAGCGAGCUACAGGUAGGAGCGAGCUACAGGUUGGAGCGAGCUACAGAUAGGAGCGAGCUACAGGUUGGAGCGAGCUACAGGUUGGAGCGAGCUACAGGUUGGAGCGAGCUACAGGUUGGAGCGAGCUACAGGUAG